UCUAACCUUCUUCUUCAAGAAAUACAACGCCUCUCAACUGGUCAAACCCCUCGUUUCUUUCUCGCCCGCCCAAACACAUAAAUUCAAUUCGCACUUCUUUUUUUGAAUGGUACAGAUUAAAGGAUCAAUAUAACAAGAAGAAAAAGAAAGAUAGGGAAAAAGAGUGAUCAGUAAUGGUCCUUCCUUUAUUGAAGCUUGGGACGCUUGCAUUGAAGACUCUGAGCAAACCCAUAGCUGCUAGGCUCAAGAGAGAAGCUGGGCUACACCCAAGAUUUCGAAAUCUCAUCAUCAGCAUGGCUCAGGCAAAUCACAGGAUGACAACAACAAUGCAACGACGCAUAUAUGGUCAUGCUACCGAUGUUGAAAUUCGGCCUUUGAAUGAAGAGAAAGCUGUUCAGGCUGCUGUGGACCUGCUAGGGGAACUAUUCGUUUUCUCGGUUGGAGUAGGUGCUCUCAUCUUUGAGGUGCAAAGAAGUUCUAGGUCAGAAGCCAAAAAGGAAGAGCUUCGCAGGCAAGAAAUGGAGGGAAUGAGGCAACGGGAUGAAGAGUUGUCGAAAGAGGUGGAGCUUCUUAAGCAGAAACUUGAAGAGCUUGAGCGGUUAGCCAGAGGACGAGGACUUGCUGGUGUUUUUAAUCUUAGACAUGCAAAUACUGAAGAUGGGAAGGUGACUGAAUCGAUGCAUCCGAAGGCUGCAUGAUAUAUGGAACAGUUUUGCAGUUUUUAGUUCAUUCAACUCUAGGCAAUCCCUUUGGCCAUUCAGUUGUGUUCAAUUUUUCCCUUCUAAAGCAAAAUAAUGCAAAUCAACUCUUGCAUUCUUGUCCAGAAUAUUGAAUGAAACUAGAUGCCAACUUGAUUGCUGAGAUCUGGAAUAACUUAAUUUGAUAUUUAUUUAAAAAUAUACUUUUCAGCUUUUUUUA
This is a messenger RNA of Olea europaea var. sylvestris, 918 nucleotides long. RefSeq names its product OPA3-like protein. The record is from RefSeq and is a predicted model, not a curated record. Bases 174 to 698 code for a protein of 174 amino acids. Gene Ontology annotation, cellular component: mitochondrion. Lineage: Eukaryota; Viridiplantae; Streptophyta; Magnoliopsida; Lamiales; Oleaceae. The transcript is spliced from 4 exons. Gene Ontology annotation, biological process: regulation of lipid metabolic process.